AUGGCGGCGGAAGGCGGCCGGGUGCAGAUCUCCUUCCCCCAGCACGCGGCAGCGCUGCUGGACUCCCUCAACCGCCUGCGGCUGGAGGGGAAGUUCUGCGACGUGGCCGUCCACGUGGGCGGUCGGAUUUUCCCGGCCCACAAGAGCGUCCUGGCCGCCGCGUCCCCAUUCUUCCACGAUAAGCUGCUGCUGCAGGAUGGGGGGCGCCUGCUGCUGCCCCCCGCCAUCGACCCCGACGCCUUCGAGGGGCUCCUGCACCUCAUCUACUCGGGGCGCUUGACGUUGCUGUUGGAGGCCCUGCCUGGUCAUCUCUUGGUAGCCAGCGGUCUCCAGAUGUGGCACGUGGUGGAUCAGUGCUCGGAGAUCCUGAGGGAGUUGGAAGGUGGGGCAUGUCGGUGGGCUGGGCGGGGCAGCGAGGUGACAUCAUCGUCAUCGUCAAGUGGCCGCAGCAGUGAGGCUUCAUCAUCAUGGACCACCCGUGGUGAUGGGUCUUCAUGUACCACCCAUGGUGGAGAUGGAGCAUCAUCGUGGACCACCCGCGGUGGAGAUGGGUCGUCAUGUCCCACCCGCAGUGUUGACGGAGCGUCAUCGUGGCCCAUCCGUGGUGGCGACGGGUCAUCAUUGUCCUCAUGGACCACGCGUGGUGGCGAUGGCUCAUCAUGUCCCACCCGCAGUGGUGAUGGAACAUCCUUGUGGUCCACCCGUGGUGGUGAUGGAUCUUCGUCAUCAUCGUGGCCCAUACGUGGUGGCGACGGCUUUUCGUGGGCCACUCACAGCGGCGAUGCGGCGCCGCCGUCUUUCACCAAGGAGGGGGAUGAGGAUGUCCUCAAAAUCCACGUGGCUGCUGACGUGGCACCAGUGGCAACGUCAUCCCUGAGCUCCCUCUUGAAGGAUGCCGGUGAGGAGGUCCUCAAGAUCUGCGUGGAGCAGGAAGAGGAGGAAGAAGAGGAGGAGGAAGAGACGGCAGAGUGGGCGGGUGGCUUCGCACCGGCGGAGGUGAGCUAUGUCAUUCCGGCGGGCAGUGGUGGAGGGAUGAUGGUGACAAAGGGCAGCACGAUGGUGACAACUGGUGGGUCGUCCAUCUUCCAGCAACCAUCUUGGAAACCGGUGGACCUUCAUGGGAACGAGAUCCUGGGCCGAGGUCAAGCCCUUCACGCUCCGGGGAAGCUGGGAGCGGCUCCUGACGGUAAACGCUUCGGUUGCUUGUGCGGUAAACGGUUUGCCGUCAAACCCAAGCGGGAUCGGCACAUCAUGCUGACCUUCAGCCUGCGUCCCUUCGCUUGCGCCGCUUGUCACAAGCGUUUCAAGUUGAAGCAUCACUUGACGGAGCACAUGAAGACCCACGACGGCGCCGGGCGGGCCUGCGAGCGCUGCGGCCGACGCUUCCGC
This is a messenger RNA of Phaethon lepturus (White-tailed tropicbird), 1389 nucleotides long. It is a transcript of the gene ZBTB9, whose product is annotated as zinc finger and BTB domain containing 9. Lineage: Eukaryota; Metazoa; Chordata; Aves; Phaethontiformes; Phaethontidae. The annotation marks the transcript as partial. The transcript is spliced from 3 exons. The record is from RefSeq and is a predicted model, not a curated record. Gene Ontology annotation, biological process: regulation of transcription by RNA polymerase II. Gene Ontology annotation, molecular function: RNA polymerase II cis-regulatory region sequence-specific DNA binding; DNA-binding transcription factor activity, RNA polymerase II-specific; protein binding.